AUGUCAAAAUUCUCCAAGUACAAUCGUUGGAAACCAUUGAAGAAGCGCCCCGCAGCUCAGAUGCAAGUCACUGCAUUGAUGAAGUCCCACACAACUUACCAACAUGCACAAAACAAGGAGAAUAUUGCUCCUCUGGCAACAACUUCUUCCCCUGCAUCUGCAAUAUCAAAUACACGGCUUGAACGAGAGAAGAAGCGCAAGAAUACCUACCAGAGCCGCUAUAGGAAUGAGAAACAAUGUCACGAACGUACUAAAUCUCGCACCAACAAACUCCAGUCACAUUUGGAUGAAGCACGAGCAUCCAUGACCGAAGCAUCCUCGCAAGUGCAGACAACUCAAAAUGCUCUCACCACUACACAGCAUGAGAUGAGACACUUGCAAGCAUGCAAUGAGGUGCUCACCAGGCACAAUCGUGCUCUUGCUAUUGUUCAAGACAUCAUUUGCACUGUUGCGAGCUGUCUCCGAAAGACUGUUGACAGCAGCAUCAGCACACGGAGUAUUCGUCGUGUAGUCCAGGAGGCAGAGGUUGCAGCCGAGGUUCAAAUGGUGGACGAAAUUAUGCAAGUUGAUGGUGUCACAUUAAGUGGUGAUGGAAUGUCUCACAAGAAUAUCAACUACCAGUCCCAUCAUAUCACGUACACUUCUCGUCAUGGUGCCGGUAUCACACGCUUUGCCGGGAUUCAGCACAAGGUUAAUCACACGAGCGAGACCCAGCUGCAAGGGUGGAAGGACAUGAUACACAAGAUGUGUACUGUAUACAAUGAGUGUAUGGUUGGGAAUAUGGCAGACCCAAGGGAACUGGUCACCAAGGUCAAGAUGACAGAUGGGGCAAUUGUCACUGUGGGAGGAAUUGAAGGCUGGGAAGCACUGCCUGCUGAAGAACGAGAUCGACGCUCAUCUGAAGCUCAGGUCCAGCUUCAUGCAAAGAUUGGCCAGGAGCGAUUUUCUAUGCUUACGACGGCCGAACAGGAAUCUAUAGAUUUCUUCGUGUGGGGAGGAUGCUGCAUGCACAAGGACCUGAAUGCCGUCAAGGGUGGAAAUACUCGCAUGCGGGCUUGGUGGGCACUUAACGACGUCGAUGGACCAGCUCUGUUGAUGAACCGCGACAAUGCAGCUGCAGCAUCAGGAGGGCCAUCUACUGCACAGGCUCGUGCUGUACGUGUUUCCCAAGGGGGAGCUGCCAAAGCACUGGCACUUGCAGGAUCAGUUUUCCAUCACAAAGACGACAAGAAGGGUCAGCAAGAUUCUCUUCGAUUUUUCCUUGAAGCACAACUUGGGUACUUCUCGCCUUGGCCAGAUACAAGCAACACCCACUACCACAGUAAUUGUGAUGGUGCCGGCGAGUGGAUUGUCCAUGAGGACUUAUAUAUUGUCUACCUCCAAAUCAUCAUGGACCGGAAGGAUGCCCGCACGCACACAAACAUCGAACAAAACAUCUAUUGUGCCUUCCGAUGCGACAAAACGAAGCAGGAGAUGGCCUGUUUCAGCACGUGGGGACAGUGCAUCAGUCACCCCUACUUCCGUGCUGUCUGUAAUUCCUUGGGCAAUAUUCUUGACCUUGGCCCGCUCCACGAACAGCUCAUUGCCCACAUUAAAAAGCUCAUUGACAACGUCGAGCUCGUCUUUGGUACAGACACCACAUACGAAACUGCGGCAUUUGAUGGACAGCCGUUCGAAUGGCCCGAAGCUUUUUAUAUCAUUCAGUGUAUUGCCCGGAACACUACAAAAUACCCUCACCUUUGUUCGCUUUUUGUUGCUUUCCUGGAAGGAGCACUCGAGACUCUUAUUCGUUUUUGUCGAGAGUUUGCUGCCAAUGGUGUAAUCGCGCACACAUCACCAGAGACUCGAAAGCUAGCUCGCAUGAACACGACGAACGACGCGAACAAGGGUAUGUACAUGAAGACGGUGCUUGGUCCAAAUGCACGCAAAUACUUGCGCAAAAAAGCUCGUAUUAAUGAUGCUGCUGGAGCGGAGAAGAAACACCGACUUGCACAGGUGAAAUAUGAUAACUGGGUGGUACACCGGAACCGCGAGAUUGAUGCGAAGAGGAAGAAACAUCGUGAAGCAUCAUCAGCCAAACUCGCGGCAGUUGUACCUCGUGUAACACCGGAUGAAAUUGCGAAGAUGCGUGUUGUCGAUGUCGACUUGCAGAUUCGGUGGCAUCGUCAGUUUGAUGUGGAAGUGCCUCCAGCCAAGCAUCUAAAAGGGAAGAAUGGACCGGAAAAGAAGGCUAUUUUGACAGCUGCUGUGGGCCGGUACGUCUGUGGUGGGGUCGGACCCAAGAUCCUGGACGAGAAUGUGAUGGAUGGGCAACAGGAGGAUGCAGAGUGUGCAAUGGGUGACUCUGAUGAUGAAGAAGGCUUGUAG
Molecule: messenger RNA, 2367 nt
Organism: Suillus clintonianus
Lineage: Eukaryota; Fungi; Basidiomycota; Agaricomycetes; Boletales; Suillaceae
Exons: 5
Coding region: 1-2367 (788 amino acids)
Source: RefSeq, a predicted model, not a curated record